AGCGUGGCGUCUCGCGGCUCCCGUGUCAUGUCUGGCUAUGACACGCUAGACGCGCCACCACAGUAUGCCUUCUACUCCAACACCGAGGUGGCGGGGAGACGGCGCUUCAGACCGUCCCUGUUCCAGCUGCACUCCAACCAGGAGGAUGAUGGCUGUCCUCCUCCUCUCUAUGAGGAGCCCGGAGCUGGAGAGGGCCAAGGGGCGAGCACAGAGAACCCAGAGGACGAGGAGAAGGCUGCCAAGCCACCCGCAGAACCAACACGCUUCGGAUGGGUGCAAGGCGUUACGAUUCGGUGCAUGCUGAACAUCUGGGGAGUUAUUCUCUAUCUACGGCUGCCUUGGAUCACUGCACAGGCAGGGAUCGGCCUCACCUGGGUCAUCAUCCUCCUCUCAUCCUGCAUCACAGGAGUCACUGGCCUCUCCGUCUCGGCCAUAGCCACCAACGGCAAAGUCAAGGGCGGUGGGACGUACUUCCUGAUCUCCCGCAGUCUGGGUCCGGAGCUGGGCGGCUCCAUCGGCCUCAUCUUUGCCUUCGCAAACGCUGUGGCCGUUGCCAUGCAUACGGUCGGCUUCGCAGAGACCGUGCAGGAGCUGAUGCAUGAGCAUGGCUCUGGCAUUGUAGAUCCCACAAAUGACAUCCGGAUCAUUGGAGUCAUCACUGUCACCUGUCUACUGGCCAUCUCCAUGGCGGGGAUGGAGUGGGAAUCAAAGGCUCAGGUUCUGUUCUUCAUGGUCAUCAUGGUCUCCUUUGCCAGCUACUUCGUUGGCACGGUGAUGCCUGCCACCCCUGAGAAGCAGGCCAAAGGCUUCUACAGCUACCGAGCGGACAUCUUUGCUGAAAACUUUGUGCCCAGCUGGCCUGGUUCGAAGGAAAACUUCUUUGGAAUGUUCUCCAUCUUCUUCCCCUCGGCCACAGGGAUCCUGGCUGGAGCCAACAUCUCUGGAGAUCUGAAGGAUCCCACUGUGGCUAUCCCCAAAGGGACACUGUUUGCUAUUUUCUGGACUACAAUAUCUUACCUGCUCAUAUCAGCCACAAUAGGGGCGUGUGUGGUGCGAGAUGCAUCUGGGUACAUCAAUGACACAAUCUCUGGGCCUGAUAAUGGAGACUGCUUGGGCAUGGGCUGUCACUACGGCUGGAACUUCAGUGAAUGCAUCUCCAACAAAACCUGUGCCUAUGGCAUCAGCAACUUCUAUCAGAGUAUGAGCGUGGUGUCAGCCUUUGGCCCCUUGAUCACAGCUGGGAUAUUUGGGGCCACGCUCUCCUCUGCUUUGGCCUGCCUGGUCUCAGCGCCUAAAGUGUUCCAGUGUCUCUGUAAGGAUAACCUCUACCCACUCAUUGGCUUCUUUGGGAAAGGUUAUGGGAAGAACGACGAGCCUUACAGAGCCUACCUUCUGGCCUACAUAAUUGCCGUCUGCUUUAUCCUCAUCGCUGAGCUGAACGCCAUCGCUCCCAUCAUCUCCAAUUUCUUCCUGUGCUCCUACGCGCUCAUCAACUUCAGCUGUUUUCACGCCUCCAUCACCAACUCCCCAGGCUGGCGCCCUUCCUUCCGCUACUUUAAUAAGUGGGCGUCGCUCCUGUGCGCCGUGGUUUCAGUUGUCAUCAUGUUCCUGCUGACCUGGUGGGCGGCUCUCAUCGCCAUCGGGGUCGUUAUCCUCCUGCUGGGCUACGUGAUGUACAAGAGACCCUCUGUGAACUGGGGCUCCUCAGUGCAGGCUGGCUCCUACAACAUGGCUCUCUCUCACUGUGUGGGUCUCAACCAGGUGGACGAGCACAUCAAAAAUUACAGGCCUCAGUGUCUGGUCCUCACUGGUCCCCCUGCUGCCCGGCCCGCUCUAGUGGACUUUGUUGGGACGUUCACGAAGAACCAGAGUCUGAUGAUGUGUGGGAAUGUUGUCACCGAGAGCCCUUCUCCCAAUGCUGUGGAUUCUGCCUGCAACGACGAUCACACAGCUUGGCUCAACCAGCGGCGAAUUAAGUCCUUUUACCACGGUGUGGUGGCCGAUGACCUACGCUCUGGAGUGCAGAUGCUGCUGCAGGGAGCAGGUUUGGGUCGUAUGCGCCCAAACAUCUUGAUGAUGGGUUUCAAAAAGAACUGGAGAAAAUGCAGAGCAAGCUGUAUGGAUAGUUACAUCGGCAUCUUACAUGAUGCUUUUGACCUUCACUAUGGUGUGUGUGUGCUCCGAAUGAAAGAUGGCCUGGUAAUGUCUUGGCAGAUGCAAGCUCACAGCCCGGAAGCUUCCGUCCGUCCGCCUCAGGUCCCGACUGUGUUCCAGAAAAAGCAAGAGAAGAAGACUAUUGAUGUGUACUGGCUGUCUGAUGACGGAGGCCUGACGCUUCUCAUUCCCUAUCUGCUCACCCGCAAGAAGCGCUGGGCAAAGUGUAAGGUGCGUGUGUUUGUGCGGGGAGAUGUCGAGAACAUGGAGGAGCGGAAGAACGAGGUGAUGUCCCUUAUCAGUAAAUUUCGAUUAGGGUUCCACGAGGUCCAGGUUCUCCCCGACAUCGAUGACAAGCCUCAGCCUGAACAUGUGAAGAGGUUUGAGGACCUGAUCGCGCCGUACAGAGUGAACCCAAUCAACAAGAGCGAGGACUCAGAGGCAGGGCUGAAGGACUACCCCUGGGAGGUGUCCAACGAAGAGAUGGAGAGUCAUAAAGCCAAGUCUCACCGACAGAUCCAGCUGAAUGAGGUCCUACGUGAUAACUCACGCGAUGCUGCCCUCAUUGUCGUGACCCUGCCCGUUGUCAAGAGAGGAGUGUGUCCAAGCGCCCUCUACAUGGCUUGGCUGGAGACGCUGUCACGUGACCUUCGCCCUCCAGUCCUGCUCAUCAGAGGGAACCAACAGAAUGUUCUCACCUUCUACUGUCAAUGACCCCAACUCAACCAAACAAUACACUACACAGAAAAGCUAGUUUGCCGUGACUUGCAGCUGCCUAAUCAUUUGAAGGAAAUGCAAACUAGCCGUAUUAAUCUAAUCUAUGUCUGUAUAUUGUAAAUUUAAUAUCAAUCUGGUUGUUCAAUUAUUAUUGUCACAUGGAUAUAAUUUGUAUAAACACCAACGGUAAACAACUUAUUAUGACAAGGGGUGCAGUUUUAACUAUGCUCCUGAAACAGUGGCCUUUUAAUUUUCAUCACUUUGUGAUACAUGUAAUUCAACACCUGUGUAAUUAAAUAAAUUGUGUUUACAUAAUUAGUCAUUUUUCCGACAUAUACAUUCUCUGGGAUUGUACCGGAAGGCAAAAAGCAUGGCGUAUAAGUAAUUGGGGGAGUUGUGUAGUUAUAGUUAAGCAAAAC
Molecule: messenger RNA, 3290 nt
Organism: Clupea harengus (Atlantic herring)
Lineage: Eukaryota; Metazoa; Chordata; Actinopteri; Clupeiformes; Clupeidae
Gene: slc12a3
Product: solute carrier family 12 member 3
Exons: 25
Coding region: 28-2868 (946 amino acids)
Biological process (GO): sodium ion homeostasis; chloride transmembrane transport; sodium ion transmembrane transport
Cellular component (GO): apical plasma membrane
Molecular function (GO): sodium:potassium:chloride symporter activity
Source: RefSeq, a predicted model, not a curated record